Messenger RNA from Neopelma chrysocephalum (saffron-crested tyrant-manakin), 451 nucleotides. RefSeq names its product guanine nucleotide-binding protein-like 1. The record is from RefSeq and is a predicted model, not a curated record. The transcript is spliced from 3 exons. Lineage: Eukaryota; Metazoa; Chordata; Aves; Passeriformes; Pipridae. The annotation marks the transcript as partial.
CCGCUCCCAUUGGCGGGCCGCGGCCACGCCCCCGGUCACGUGAGCGGUCCCCGCCUCCCCCAAGUCAUGCCCCGCAAACGCCCGUUCAGCGCCAAGAGGAAAAAACAGCAGCUCCGGGACCGGCGGGAGCGGAAACGGGGAGAUGCCCCCCCGGGGGGUCCCGACUCGGGCCCCGGCAGCCGCAGCGGGAGCCGCGAGAGGGGCAGCGAUGGGACCCCCGGAGACCCCCCCGGGGACCCUCCGGGACCCCCCCGGCGCCACGACCCCGGCAGGUUCCGUCUCCAGCUGGGGGGUCCCCGGUCCCAGGCCCUGGCUCAGCGCCGGCGCCGGGCACAGGAGGAGCCCCUGGAGCUGCUCACGGAGAGCGCCCUGGAGCUGGACCCCGACUCCAUCUACGGGCCUGGUGAGGGGAAAAAGGCACCCCCGGGGGGGCAAAUGUGCCCUGGGGGGG